Molecule: messenger RNA, 574 nt
Organism: Alligator sinensis (Chinese alligator)
Lineage: Eukaryota; Metazoa; Chordata; Crocodylia; Alligatoridae
Gene: ATP5MG
Product: ATP synthase membrane subunit g
Exons: 3
Coding region: 155-478 (107 amino acids)
Biological process (GO): proton motive force-driven ATP synthesis
Molecular function (GO): proton transmembrane transporter activity
Source: RefSeq, a predicted model, not a curated record
AUCCCCCAGCGGCUUAGAGGUGCCGGCGUCAGACGCCUGCUCGGAGCGUCGCCUGGGUCAGGCGCGCGGGCAGCCUGGUUCCGGGGUCCUCGGGGUCCUUAGUGAGGUGACUUUCAGGCUCGCGCUCGCCGGUUGCUGGUCUCCGGUCUCCGCCAUGGCCCAGGCGGCGAAGAACCUGAUCCAGCGCGUCACCACCACGGGGCCGAAGCUCGUCAGCGCUGCUGUGACUUAUUCGAGGCCUCGUUUGGCCACAUUUUGGUACUAUGCCAGAGUUGAGCUGGUUCCUCCAACCCCUGCUGAGAUCCCCAAGGCUAUUGACAGCAUGAGAGCUCUGGUCAAAAGCUUUCAGUCCGGUCGCCUGGCACAGCUCACAGUCAAGGAAGCUGUGAGGAACGGUUUGGUGGCCACAGAGGUGCUGAUGUGGUUUUACAUCGGUGAGAUCAUAGGCAGAGGCAGCCUGAUUGGAUACAAUGUUUGAAGACUAAUCCUUAGUAGUGUUAUGUUUCACUUCUUUGUGCCCCAAGUCUGUAACAGUAUCUGAGGAAAAUAAAACCAGGAACUGGUGUGGAAUUGU